UUAUCAAUAUAUGAUACAAGUCGGGUGUUUAUCGUAAUUUUCUGGCUUAUCGGUGCACCCGGGUUUUCAGCUUAUCUAUAAUGCCAGUCGACAAAACUUCUUGCAAUGUUGCAAUAAAUUCGUCCGUUAUGCAUAAUAAACAAUAUAUCAUACUAAUUAUAUCAUUUGUCAAGUUAUUAAGCUCAUUUUAUAUUACUGCAAUGAUUUAAAAAAUUAUUCCAAUAAUUUUAUUUAUAUAUCCAUUCUAAGAAAGUUCCAAGAACGUCAAUAUUGUCGUGGCCAUUUAAAAUUAUUUGCAAAUACAAAAAAUUUCUGGAUCAACCUUGACCUUCAACUGUCAAAAUGCCAUGCGUUUAAUUAAGAAUGUUUCCGCGAUUAAAUUACAUUUGGAGAUGAUGAAAUAUGUGCAGACCAUAUGAAAGGAUACGUUUCGCAUCUACACCGAACUUCUGCGCAGUAAGAUUUGGAAAAUGUUGACAAAGUAUUACAAAUAAGUGACAAUUGGCUGGAAAAGUGGAGAAUACAAAAUUGGAAAAUUUAAAUAAUUAUCUCAACUUAACAUCCAAGAAGAAAUGUUCAGUCAGAAACAUAGAAGAGGAGGAUCUUGGAGUCCAUCAUCAGAUGUUGACGAUGAGUUUGAUGAGAUGAAUGACAUCUAUGGUCAAACACCUCCCAGGACCAGAUAUAAUCGUCGACAACGUGAACGGAAGCAGAAAAUGAUGUCAAUAGGAGGUGAUAGCAAGUAUGUGUCACCAAAAGAGACUUAUAGCAAGUCCAGUAAGCCAACUUUAUGUCGACGAAAUACUCUAGACACCAUUAUUUUCAAUAAGAUGUGUGAUCAAGCGGACAAAGAUCAGGAAAAAGAAAAUGCUGAAGAAGUAGCGAAAGAAAAUAGUAGAAAAUGCAAGAGAAGUUUAAAAAUGACUCGUAACAGUGAGAGAGAUUUAAAAUUAGACAUAGACACUGCCAAUCAGUGUUCUCGGACAACAGAGCAUGCUACUACUACGUGCAGCAACAUGAAGGUUUUAUGCGGUGUGAUAGAGACUCGAAAUAGAUUUCGUUGCCUUCAAUCCAAGCCAGUAGAUGUGUGCAAAAAAAAGCAAGAGUCAACUGAAGAAAACGAGUCUACAGUUAAUAAUGAUGAAAUCCAAUCUAAAAACUUAAAAGAACGUCAGAUUUUUCAUGAUACUUUUUCCUACCUGAUACGACUUGGUAGCGGAGACUGGGAUAAAAAUUGUCGACGUCAAAUGAGCAGUGAAGAAACAAGAUGGCAAAGUGAAUUAAAAGACUUAAUUUGGUUGGAACUUCAAGCAUUUCAUGCUGAUAGAAGUCUUUUUGCUCAAGAUGAAUAUUUAUGUAAACAGAGAGAAUCUAUUGGAUCAUUAUUGACAGAAAUUAUAAAUUACAGGUAUGAUCCAAAAUCUAGUCUGAUUGAUCUUAGUUCAGCAACAUCAAGUUCAAGUGACAGCGGUUUUGAGGGUUCACUGACCCCUUCAAUAUUUCAAGAAUCAGAACUUUAUAUUGAAAGUACUGAAGUUCCAGGAACAUUCUAUCUUUGUCCAGGGUGUUUAUCUAUGCAUUGUCGUUCAUGUUUACAUUCACAAAUGGCAGCCUUGAAGCAAGUGGAAGAUCUUCUGAAUCGUUUGGAAACAGCUGAAGCUCUUUUUCCAUCAUCACACGCCUUUGGAUUACAUUAUCCUGAAUAUAAAAGUCAGGAGUUUAUUGAUAGAGUCAAAGCCAUGUGUUUGUGGUACAAUAUGACUCGACAUCACAGAUUAAAGGUUCAAAUUCUCGGAAAAUUAUUGAUGCUUCUUGAUAAUAAUGAGAGAAAUUAUUCCGAUUUAAUGAAGAAAUCAUUUGAAUCGAAAUUGUUUGUUAAAUUUGAUAUUGCUUUAUAUGAAAAUGUUGAUGAUUUAUCCAAAUCAAAUCAAAAAGGUGAUUCAUCUUGUGAUCCUAAACAAUCUGAUACGUAUUCCAAGUCUGCACUUGCUCUCUUUAAUCAUAAUAGACUUAAUCAGUUAGAUUUUUAUCUGAUGGAAUUUGACCGACAGUCAUACCGAAAAUAUAUCGAAGAAGUAUUGAAAACUCGUGGAUUGAGCAAGAGCUUAAAUUUUUUAGAGAGACUGCAUACAUAUGUACUAAGAAAAGCUAAUAUUGCAUUAACUAAAUAUGAGAAUAGUGAGAUGAUGAAUGAAGAAUAUGAAGGAGAUAAAGAAUUAAAACGUUAUGGAAUGUGGAGCGCUGAAUCUAAAGCAUUAAACCUUCCAUCUUAUGCAUCAGCAUUUAUAUUCUUGUCUCGAGUACCUUUAGAUGUGGUUCAUGAAUUCCUUCGAAUGCGAUUGGAGCAGAAACCAGAACAACCAGGUCCUUUAUCUAUCAGACAAUUGAUGCGGGAAAUGAGAGAGGGUUUACGGAUCGCUUGUAUUUAUCGUAAUCGAUUUAUUGCCCACUCAAAAACUGCUCUAGCAUGGGGGCAUUCAGCUUUAGAUUGUGAUAACAUUGAUGACUUUGAUGAAAGUCUCAAAUCAGUAUUCCAAAUCUACUUAAAUUAUUUAAAACAGUGGAUCGAGAUGAUGCAAGAUAAUAAUUAUCACAAGUUAUUGAUUGAUGAUGAAUGGGUUUUUGUUACAAGCAUUGUUGAAAAUAUUAAUCAAGGCUAUAAUAUAGGUGGUAUAGAAUUCUGUGAUAUCAAUCGCUUGAUGAUUGAACAAAUUCAAGAUUUUUUAAAUAGUCGUCCUAGAGAAAUUAUUGAAUCCAUGGAAAUGAUUGGUGAUGAUGAUUCAACAACUAAAUUCCAGUUGAUGUCAUUAGGUCGAGAAUGGCAAUGUAUGUUUGUAGAAGCGAGAGAAAGAAUUUUGAAGACUUUAAACAUGGCUAGAACAUUGCGAAGGGAUACUGAAAAAUGGUGUAAAUCCGAUGAACUAGUGAAUGCGAUCGAAAAUUUAAAAAAAUCAAUUUAUGGUCUUAAGGAUACAAUUGUCGAUGCUAUUGAAAAGUUUCAAAUUCAAGUCGAUGAUGCUGAAGAGCCAAAAAAUGAAAAUGAUCGAUUGGCUUACAGAAUCCGAGUAAAAGAAAUUUUACACCAAGCUUAUAGGAUGGGUUUUGACAGUCAUAAAGAAGUAUUUAAAAUAUUUGGUGAAGAUGAAAGAAAAUGUCUAGCAAGAGAUCUAGUGAAUUUUGCAAUGCUUUGGAUGAAAUUUGUAAAAACCAGAUGUGAAAGAGGACGUGGACUAAGGCCACGAUGGGCAAACCAUGGAUUAGAGUAUCUUACAUUUGUUUGUGAUCCUGCUAACACACAAUUUUUAACUGAUGAAGAGUUUGAAGUGUUCAAAACAAAAACAGAUCGGUGUAUUAAUCAUAUUAUUGGUAGUUGUAAAUUGGCUGAUUCUAAUAACUUAGAUAAAGACACAUUAAAGAAACUACCAAUCUCUCGAGCACCAUCUCCAGCUCAUCAUCAAAAAAGCAUUUCAAUUUCUAAAUCUAAGGAUAAUUUAAAAGGAACACCAUCUCCAAGCAACGAAAAAGAAGUGAUAAAUUUAACCAUACCAGAGCCAAACUAUGCUCGGCACCAGAGACUUAUUGUAGCUUUAAGAAAUUUAGAGAACAAAUUAGAUGAUAAGAGAAGAUCAGCAGAACUGAUAGGCCGUAUAACUGACCGUAAAUCCGUUGAUAAUGUUAAGGUAAAGGUUAGACGAGUUACGUUUACUUGGCAAAGAGGCAUUAAAAUUGGUCAAGGGCGUUUUGGCAAAGUUUAUACAGUAGUUAACAAUCAAACUGGAGAAUUGUUAGCGAUGAAAGAAGUGCCACUGCAACCGGGUGACAAUUGGGCUAUAAGAAGAGUAGCAGAAGAACUUCAAAUUUUUGAAGGAAUCAUUCAUCAGCAUUUAGUUCGAUAUUAUGGUAUUGAAAUACACCAUGAAGAGAUGCUGAUUUUUAUGGAAUUCUGUGCUGAAGGAACUUUAGAAAGUUUAGUAGCAGCAAGUGGUCAAGGAUUACCAGAAAUCCUCAUCAGAAAAUAUGCACAUCAGUUGUUAUCAGCUAUUUUUACUCUUCAUUCUCAUGGUGUUGUUCACAGAGACAUUAAGUCUGCAAAUAUAUUCCUAACAGAUCAAGGGAAUUGUCUAAAACUUGGUGAUUUUGGGUCUGCUGUGCAAAUUAAAGCUCAUACUACAAUGCCUGGUGAGUUGAAAGGCUUUGUAGGAACACAAGCGUACAUGGCACCAGAAGUUUUCAUGAAAACCGAAACAGGUGGACAUGGAAGAGCUGCUGAUAUUUGGUCUCUUGGCUGUUGUGUUAUUGAAAUGGCUAGUGGCAAAAGACCUUGGGCUGAAUUUGACUCUAAUUAUCAGAUUAUGUUCAAAGUUGGAAUGGGUGAGAGCCCCAUGCCACCUAAAACUUUGUGCAAAGAAGGAGUUGAUUUAAUUACAAAGUGCCUGCAACAUGACCCGAAAAAACGACCCACUGCUAGAACGCUAUUGUCUCACCCUUUUGCACGCAAUUAUGACGAUGUUAAUGCUGAUCUUAUAACUAAAAUAUCAUCAUAGAUGUUAGAUUAAAGUCAAUUAUAUAGAAUAUUAUUUUUGUUAGUAAAAAGAAUAUUUAUUGUAAAUAUUGUAUUAUAUUUUAAACAAGUUAUGGGCAUUGAAGAGUUUAUUAGAAACUUGGAAG
Chelonus insularis is the source of this 4668-nucleotide messenger RNA. It is a transcript of the gene Mekk1, whose product is annotated as mitogen-activated protein kinase kinase kinase 4. The coding region runs from base 573 to 4544 and encodes 1323 amino acids. Gene Ontology annotation, biological process: MAPK cascade; protein phosphorylation. The transcript is spliced from 6 exons. Lineage: Eukaryota; Metazoa; Arthropoda; Insecta; Hymenoptera; Braconidae. The record is from RefSeq and is a predicted model, not a curated record. Gene Ontology annotation, molecular function: ATP binding; protein kinase activity.